AUGGCUAUCUCAGAUGGCGCUCUUUUUAUGGUACUGGCCAAUGUAAUUUUGACUCUGGCUGCUCCCCGAGCUUCGCCGAUCGUUGACCUCAAAUAUGCCCGAUAUCAAGGAAUUGCAAACGCAACAUUGGGAACCACCUCAUACUAUAGCAUCCCUUUUGCCGAACCACCUACUCAAAAUUUGCGAUGGCAGCCACCCGCGCCGAUUGAGAACUCCAGCGUGUACAAAGGAAAUCCACUCCAAGAUGCCACCAUACCAGGUGUAGCAUGCAUUCAAACCACACCACAAUGGGGAGUUCAACUGCUGGCUGACCUCCAAGACGGCAAAAUCGGAAGCCCGCUGGCAAGAGCGGCAUUCGGUACCAGCAGCCUUAAUCAGACCCAGAGCGAAGACUGUCUGCGCCUUGAUAUAGUCGUUCCAAAUCGCCCGAAAUCUCAAAAGCUCCCGGUUGUUGUGAUGAUUCAUGGAGGAGCCUAUGUUAGCGGAAGCUCUCUCACAGCGGACGGAAAUGCAUUCGUGUCUGAAUCAAAUGGCGCAGUCAUAUCUGUCUCCAUUCAAUACCGAUUAGGACCGUAUGGCUUCCUGGCCAGUAAGGAAAUCAAGCAAGAUGGCACCGCCAAUGCUGGUCUUUUAGAUCAACGUCUAGCACUUGAUUGGGUUCAACGACACAUUUCUACAUUCGGCGGAGACCCAACAAAAGUCACUAUAUGGGGUGGGAGUGCUGGCGGCGGCUCUGUUGGCCUUCAGAUGAUGCUUUAUGGCGGAGUUGCGAAUCCGCCAUUUCGAGGUGGAAUUUCAGAGUACCCCGGAUUUGUUCCAUUCCAUAAUUCCGAAACUCAAGCAGCCGCAUAUCAUGAUCUUCUUACAUUGACGGGCUGCUCCAGCCUCAAGUGUCUACGAGCCUUGCCAGCCGCAAACCUCGCAAACGCUUCUCAAGAAAUAUAUGCUCUUGGUUAUGCUGCUGGGCGAUAUGGGUAUGGCGAUCCCUACUUCGGCCCCGUGGUUGAUGGGAAUAUCAUUCGGGAUCUUCCCUCAACGGCGUUUAAAGUAGGCCACUUCUCGAAAAUACCUAUAAUUUGCGACCGAGAAGCGUACGAAGGGUUCGCCUUUACCAAUUUCUCCAUCAACAAGGACGACCAGGUCCUCCCCGAUGUCAAAGCUUUUUGGCCAAAUGUCGAUCCAGCGAGUUCUUAUUUUUCAAAUCUAAUGAAUCUCUACCCUAAGACCGAUUUCCAACUAUUCCUGGACCCUAUCCUUGCCUUGUACGCAGCACUAGUGCCUCAAACACUUCUGAAUGUGCCCUUCUACCAACGUGCAGGUAUCUUUGGUGAUGCCGUGAUCAACUGCCCCUCCUAUUAUAUGGCAGAGGGAGUUUCUAACUAUGGCACACCCGCAUGGAAAAUGAGAUUUGCCGCCGGUAACGAGGCACAUGGUUCCGCUGCCAGUUUUACUUUGCAACCAUCGGCCACAUCAGGGAACCUAUUCCUGGCACGCCAGCUGAAGGAUUACUACGUCUCUUUCAUCACCACAUUAGAUCCUAAUGCAUUCACGACUUUUUUGAAACCUGUGUGGCCACAGUACAAACCAUUUUCUUACCAGAUUCUCAAUGUUGAGCAGCUAACUGUUGAUUCAAGGCGAGACCCGGAUGCGUCGAGUCGGUGUGCCUUUUUCCGGAGCCAGAAUGAGUACUCAUUGAUCUAG
This is a messenger RNA of Pochonia chlamydosporia 170, 1701 nucleotides long. Its product is annotated as carboxylesterase, type B. Bases 1 to 1701 code for a protein of 566 amino acids. Lineage: Eukaryota; Fungi; Ascomycota; Sordariomycetes; Hypocreales; Clavicipitaceae. The transcript is spliced from 5 exons. The record is from RefSeq and is a predicted model, not a curated record.